This is a messenger RNA of Paraphaeosphaeria sporulosa, 1666 nucleotides long. RefSeq names its product Hsp90 co-chaperone Cdc37. The record is from RefSeq and is a predicted model, not a curated record. NCBI's taxonomy places the organism in Eukaryota, Fungi, Ascomycota, Dothideomycetes, Pleosporales, Didymosphaeriaceae. Gene Ontology annotation, biological process: protein folding; protein stabilization. The transcript has 2 exons. The coding region runs from base 119 to 1666 and encodes 515 amino acids. Gene Ontology annotation, cellular component: cytoplasm. Gene Ontology annotation, molecular function: protein-folding chaperone binding; protein kinase binding; heat shock protein binding.
CUGGUGAGGCCCAAGCUUGCGCGACCCCACUACAACAUGGCGCCCCGCGCAUGACGCCGCAGACAUUGAACUUUCUGAGAAUACGAUAGCCAGAACACAGCGCUGCAGCACCUGAACGAUGGUGAUCAACUACAGCAAGUGGGACGCGCUCGAGCUCUCGGACGACAGCGACAUCGAAGUGCACCCCAACGUCGACAAGAAGUCCUUCAUCCGCGCCAAGCAGGCCCAGAUCCACCAGGAGCGCGACCACCGCCGGCACCAGAUCAAGACGCUCAAGUACGAGCGCAUCAUCAACGACGGCCUAACGGAGCGCAUCGACCGGCUGGUCACGGCGCUCAAGUCGCACAAGGACCAGGAUGGCGAGGGCAACACAGACGCGCUGGUUUUCCAGAGCAUGAUGGAGGGCAUGAUGGCCAGCGGCGAGGACCGCCCGCCGCCCGCACCGGAAGGUGUUCACGAGCACAUCAAGGACAAGCCCACGUACCCGCAGAUGAUGGCGAGCCUGGUUGACACGGUCAAGAAGGAGGUUGACGAAAAGAAGAUUACGGACAACCGGCUAGACGCCUUCAUCGCGGGGCUGGGCGAACACAAGGCGCGGGUUGAGGGUUUGCAGGGCCAGCUGCUGGCGAAGCUGGCCGAGCUUGAGGCCGAGGAGAAGAAACACAUCACCAGCGACGACAUCCGCGACGGCUUCAACUACUCCAACGUCAAGACGCCUGCGUCCUCGUCCUCGACCGCACCCAAGAAAGCCGAGCCGGAGCUCCUCAACCCAGCCGCUUCGCGCCCGACCGCCCAGCGAGCCGACACAGGGCAGUCCUCGGGCGCCGACGCCGACGUGGAAGACGGCCCCGCCCUCGACGACAACGGCGACGACGUCGAGGCCUCCCCAUUAGCAAAGGACUUCGCCAAGAUAAAGCGCGGCGACUGGUCCUCCUGCCUCUCCUUCAUCUCGUCCCACCCAGAGAUCCUCAAAGAGAAAGAAACCGACGGCCUCCUCGUCGAAGCCUUCAACGCCGAGCUCGAAGGCAAGCCCAAGCACGCCGCGCAAUGCGUGCACCAGGGCCUACUGCUGCAGUACUGCCGGCAGCUCGGUGGGAGAGACGGCGUCGCGCUGUUCUUCAAGCGCGUGCAGACCAAGGAUCACCAGGCGAAUAAGCUGUUUAAUGAUGAUGUCGACUCCACGUAUCGUCGUAUUCGCGACCGUGCCGCCGAAAUUAAGAAAGAGCGCGAAGAGAAUGCGGGUCAGGACGGCGUCGAGCAGAUCCAGCUGCACGCCGUGGACCCAGGGACCACGAUCAACAUCGCCGUCCCGCCCAAAGAGCCUACCUCCACCGAUGAAGCCGAGCGCGCAGCCGAAGUCGCGGCCCGCCAGAUCUUUGAGGCGUUCCCGCCGGGCCUGCAGCGCGCGCUGGAGAGCGGGAAGCUGGACGAGGUCAACAAGGUGCUGGGCAAGAUGAGUGUGGAUGAGGCGGAGGAGGUGGUGGAAAAGCUCGGGGAAGGGGGCAUGUUGAGUCUGGAGCAGGGGGUUGUGGAUGCGACGACAGAGGAGGGGCAGCGGGUUAUGGAGGAGAUUGAGAGGUCGAGGAAGAUGCCGGAUAGAGGGGCCGAGCAGGGACAGGGGCAGAGGCAGGAAAAGGAGUUGCUUGCAGUGGAUGAGGUUGAUUGA